CCCGCUUUACGCUCCUCCGACUUCUUCUGACGACGAGUGGCAAGAAAUCAGUGUUGCCCCGGAUCCUACAGAACCUUUUGCUUAUACAAUUCUCGUAAAAUGUCUGCAAUUAAAGUUAGAAGUGGAGCUAAUAUUUGCGAGUCUCACAUUAUCUACUAUUCAAUCUGAAAUGCUCUUGGAUCUAAUGUAUAGAAUCGCCAAGGGUUAUCAAGGAUCCCCUGAUCUUCGCCUGACUUGGCUCGCAAACAUGGCGCAGCAGCACAUGGAAAGGAAAAAUCACACGGAAGCAGCAAUGUGUUUGGUGCACAGUGCCACUCUGGUAGUGGAAUAUCUUCAUCUACUCGAACCUGGUGACGGCGUUCGGCCCGUAGGAGCCGUUGCUUUGAACGCCGUAACACCAAACGUUUUAGAAAAGAGCGCCGUCGGCGAUGACGUACUAAUCAGAAGGGAAGAAGGGCUUUGCUUAAACCCUGAUUUUUCAGAAAGUAGAUUGGCGGGUUUUUUGGAGCACGCGCCUAGCUUUUUUCACGCAACUGGAAUGUACGAAGCUAUUCCUGACGUCUAUAGGGUGUUGCUACCUAUAGCAGAAGCUGCACAUGACUACAAUAAAUUAGCUAACAUUUAUGGGAAAGAAAAUUUAAAUUGUUUAGUAUGAUAUGGAGGGCACAUCUUUUUCAAAUUUACUGCAUAAAAUAUUAUUUUGGAACUUUUUUUUAGUAAACUUCACGAGGCAUAUACGCGUGUGGAACAAUUGGCCGGCAAGCGUGUCUUUGGGACGUACUUCAGAGUUGGUUUCUAUUCUUUACAAAGAGCCAACUUUAAAAAAACUUUUGGAAAUAUUCUCGAGACUCGAGAACUUUUAUGCCGAGAGAUUCGGCGCGGAGAAUAUAGUUAUAAUAAAGGAUUCGAAUCCUGUGGAUCCUAGCAAGCUGGAACCGGACAAAGCUUAUGUACAGAUCACUUACGUGGAACCGUACUUCGAAGCACACGGCUUAGACACAGACCUACAGUUUUUCAUCGGAAUUUCAACAUGAAACGAUUUGUUUAUGCGACACCUUUUACUCCUGGUGGCAAAGCUUACGGUGAAUUAUGUGAACAGUGUAAACGGAAGACUAUAUUAACGGUGACGACACAUUUCCCAUAUCUGAAAACCAGAAAUCGAGUUGUGGCUCGAAAACAGAUAGUCUUGAGUCCCAUCGAAGUGGCAAUUGAAGACAUACAGAAGAAGACUCUCGAGGUGGCUGCUGCAACCGCUCAAGAACCACCUGACGCAAAGAUGCUGCAAAUGGUCCUUCAAGGUUGCAUUGGCACGACGGUUAAUCAAGGACCCGCUGAAGUAGCGGUCGUGUUUCUUUCCGGUUUGCGCGAACAAAAUGCGCAGCCGACCAGAUUGCAGCACAAGCUUCGUUUGUGUUUGAAAGAUUUCCAGAAAAAGUGUCUCGACGCUUUGCGGCGCAAUAAGAAUCUGAUUGGUCUCGAUCAGCGGGAUUAUGGAGCUGGAGAGAAAUUAUCAGAAAUUGACCGAGAGAUUGGCACCUCUCAUUGCUUGGAGAACUUCAAUUCAAACAUGGGUCGAAAACCAAAGGUGUCUCAAAAAGAGGUUAUUGAGUUGAUCGAAAAACAUAUCCAUCGUCUUGCAACAAACGAUUUUCCACCAUAUGGAGACACAUUAUGGAAAACAAUGAGCUAAGACUUAGAUGGAAGGUGGCUACCUC
Messenger RNA from Temnothorax curvispinosus, 1715 nucleotides. RefSeq names its product dedicator of cytokinesis protein 6-like. Gene Ontology annotation, biological process: positive regulation of GTPase activity; small GTPase-mediated signal transduction. The record is from RefSeq and is a predicted model, not a curated record. Gene Ontology annotation, molecular function: guanyl-nucleotide exchange factor activity. The transcript is spliced from 5 exons. NCBI's taxonomy places the organism in Eukaryota, Metazoa, Arthropoda, Insecta, Hymenoptera, Formicidae. The coding region runs from base 1031 to 1690 and encodes 219 amino acids.